CCCGAGACGCGACGCGUGUCCGACCAGUCUUUGAGUUAUCCCCUCCGCUUGGCGCUCAGCUGCACAGACAGGGGAGACAGCCAUGGCGAUCGUGGCCGCCCUCGUCGCGCCCACCGCGAACCCCCACAACCCACUCCGGCUCAUCGCCGCGGCGCCGCACCGGCAAUGGCGGCGCGUCGCCGCCGCCGCCUCCUCCUCGGCGGCGCCCGGGGUUGACCUCAAGGCGCUCCAGGCCGCCAUCGACAAGAAGGACAGCGAGGAAGUGAAGCAGGCGAUGGACCAGCUGAAGGAGCUCGGGUGGGCCAAGCGGUGGAGCUCGCAGCCGUACGUGUCGCGCCGCACGACAUCUCUGCGAGAGCUCACCACGCUUGGGAUAAAGAACGCUGAGAACCUGGCGAUUCCGAGUGUCAGAAAUGAUGCAGCAUUUUUGUUCACUGUUGUUGGUUCAACCGGAUUCUUAGGCGUUCUUGCAGGCCAGCUUCCUGGGGAUUGGGGCUUUUUCGUUCCUUACUUGAUUGGAAGCAUCUCAUUGAUAGUAUUGGCUAUCGGAAGUAUUUCUCCCGGUCUUCUGCAAGCAGCAAUUGGUGCAUUUUCAACUGUUUUUCCUGACUAUCAGGAGAGAAUUGCUAGGCAUGAAGCUGCUCAUUUUUUGGUUGCCUAUUUGAUUGGACUACCAAUUCUGGGAUAUUCCUUGGACAUUGGAAAGGAGCAUGUUAACUUGAUAGAUGAUCAAUUGCAAAAGCUAAUAUACAGUGGCCAGCUUGAUCAAAAGGAAAUAGACAGGUUAGCUGUAGUGUCAAUGGCAGGGCUCGCUGCUGAAGGUCUAGAAUAUGACAAAGUUGUCGGUCAAUCGGCAGAUCUUUUCACCCUUCAGAGAUUCAUAAACCGGACUAAGCCGCCAUUAACCAAGGAUCAGCAACAAAACCUUACAAGAUGGGCAGUCCUAUUUUCGGCAUCACUUCUGAAGAACAAUAAAGCAGCUCAUGAAGCUCUCAUGUCUGCCAUGUCGCAGAAGGCCAGUGUCUUGGGCUGCAUCGAAGCCAUAGAGAAUGCCUCUUGAUUGUAAUGGAACGUUGAAUGUCCUAACACGGUUGAAAUUGAUGAAAAUGAGAAAAAUAUAAAAGUCAAGAUAUGAAGAAAAAGGAUAUGUGUUUUCUAGUGUAUGACACUUGAAUCCUGAAAUUCAACCCACGUUGCUCGGCAAUGAUAUUGAAGCAGUAUACUCUCAUCA
This is a messenger RNA of Oryza sativa Japonica Group (Japanese rice), 1231 nucleotides long. RefSeq lists its product as uncharacterized. Gene Ontology annotation, biological process: proteolysis. The record is from RefSeq and is a predicted model, not a curated record. Gene Ontology annotation, molecular function: metalloendopeptidase activity; ATP-dependent peptidase activity; ATP binding. Lineage: Eukaryota; Viridiplantae; Streptophyta; Magnoliopsida; Poales; Poaceae.